This is a messenger RNA of Candoia aspera, 3205 nucleotides long. It is a transcript of the gene NSUN7, whose product is annotated as NOP2/Sun RNA methyltransferase family member 7. The transcript is spliced from 13 exons. The coding region runs from base 227 to 2410 and encodes 727 amino acids. Lineage: Eukaryota; Metazoa; Chordata; Lepidosauria; Squamata; Candoiidae. Gene Ontology annotation, molecular function: methyltransferase activity. The record is from RefSeq and is a predicted model, not a curated record.
GGGACAGGACCCGCGCGCUGAAGAUUGGGAGCGGCCAGAGGCGCGGGGAGGCCGGCGGUGCCGGAGGGUCGCUCGGGGGUCCGGCCGCCUGCGAUUGCCACACUGGAAACUUACACCUAUUGUGGAGAGCCAGAUUUUGCCACUCUGGCUGUGAUUUCGUUUUCAAAAAGGGUUUUAAGAUUCUGAUUCACGGCCUGCGACUUCCGGACCCAUCAGUACUAAAACAAUGCCAAUUCUAAGAAGCAGCUCAGGGUCCGCAGACAGUAAUAUUGCACAUGAGCUUUCUAGUGUGCACGAAAUGAUAUUUUCAAAUGAAAUGCUGCCUUCUGACAAGAAUUCAACCAGCUUGAUGGGGAAGACUGGGUACCAGGAUUCCAUCUACCUCAGUGCCGCUCACAUUUUUCAAGGCAUCCGUAACGAAAAACCCCAAGAUAAAAUACUGGUGAAAUAUGGGAUCGGGCCGUUGCCAUCUCUUCCGGAUUUCAAAGACGAACAGUUCCAGCGUUUGUCCUACGAACUGGCGUUCAGUGCUCUAAAAUAUCAAGAUGUUUUGGAAAAUAUAUUGAUAGACAGUGGCAUUUAUCCAAUUGAGUCAAUAUCAGAUGACUUGACCAGCUUAGUCGUGGUGAUGCUCUACGAUCUCCAGGAUCGGAAGUUUGAAGCGCGCUGUAAUUCUGAGGAUGAGGAAACAAUAGCAGAUGUUCGAGAAGUCGAGCAUUAUCUAUGCAGUUGUAAGACCAAACUAGCCGCUGCGCUAGCAAGAUGUCGAAUCAAGCAUGAUGCACUUUCGAUCGAACAUAUUCUGCCAGAAACUAUUCGGAAACAAGAGCAGAGGGCAUCUACCCUGCCCCUGUACACCUGGGUGAACACGCUGAAAGUAAGCCUGGAAGAAGUUCAUAGCCUUUUACAGAAAGAAGGCUUCACAAAAGUAGAAUCUAUCUCAGAUUUUGAUGGUUAUGCAUAUUGCCCGGAUAAGCACUGUGAAGAUGUACUCAUUUUCCCGUCUUUUCUUAAAGAAAAGCUCCUUACUUUGGAACUGUUUACUAAUUACAAGCUCCUAUUGCAAGAUAACUCUCGGAGUCUUGCGGUGCAUUCGGUGAAAGCCCUGCUGAAUAUGGACGAUGACAUUUUAGUUGCACAAAUGGGGUCGUGGCUCACCCUGGCCCACAUGUCAGUGCUGACCAAUCAGGAUACUUGCCGAGUGUUUGUAUGCGGAGUAAAAUCCAUGGCCAAGGAAGCUGAACUGAAGGAUUUGUUUGCAAGGACGGAGUGCAAAAAUAUUGAGCUGCUUCAUGAAGAUUUUACAAACAUUGAACCAACUUAUUCCAAACUGCAGAAAGUGAAAGUGAUUUUGCUCCUGCCUCGCUGUUCAGGCCUGGGUGUUAGCAAUCCAAUCGAAUUUAUUUUAAAAGAGCAUGAAGAUGCAGAGUUACUUAGAGAUCUCUCUCAAGGAUCAGUAGCUGAAGAUAAAUUGAGCAUACUUGCUCAACAGCAGCUGAAAGAGCUGACACAUGCAAUGCAGUUUCCUAAAGUGCAAGCAGUGGUCUACUGCACCUGCUCGGUUUACCCAGAAGAAAAUGAAGUGGUGGUGAACAAAGCCUUGGCAUCUGGAGCAGAAGGAGCAAAGGCCCAGCCGUACAAGCUUUGUCCACCAGUUCUUCCUUUGUGUUCUAAGUUGGAAGUCAUCUCAUCUGCACAGAACUUUUUCCAGCUGGAGCCCUCAGAUAUUUCUAAUAGCUGUUUUAUAGCUGUUUUAAGCCGAGAGAGAGACCCAUCUGAGUCUGUGUCCGUGAAAGAUGUUUUAGCUCGUGCCGCAGCAAAAGGAUUGUUGGAAGGAAUUGAUUUAGCAAAGCCAUCUAAGAGAGAAGAAAAAAAGAAAAAGAAACACAAAGUAAUUCAGAUGAAGAAUCCGCUUAAAGAGGCAGUGAUGCAGUCUCGGAUUCAGGAAUUCCUGGAACGAGAGACGAAACCUGGUAUGAUUGAUACAGACUCUUGCGUGUCUAACGUGGUUGCCAGUACUUCUCAGAUGAUGGCCCAAACCAGUGAGUCCAUAGCCUUGAAGAAAACAGCCCAACCCCUCUCAAACUCAUCUCUGCCUGUGAUGGCAAAGAGUAACCUCACCACCACCUCAUCCAUGCAAAAAAUGCUUGAGAAACAUCGGAAUGCCAGGAAGCCCAAGUCUGAUGAUCGGGUCAUGAUCUUGAAACCUGUUGAGAUUGUCCUGCCUCCUGUGAUGAUGCCUUAUUUUAACCCACAAGGGAACAGGGCUCAGAUUUCAGCUAACCACUAUUAUUAUCGUUGGAUUGGUGCAAAAACUGGAACACUGAGCCCUUCAGGAUCCAAAAAACUGAUUAAGUCAAAAGAGCCCUCUCCACCUUCAGUGGCCAAGCAGUCUCGUCCGUGGCUUUGAAGACGUCGUGAUCUUUAUUCUUUCAGAACUUGAGACCGAUUUUCAUCUAACAGUAAACUCCUGAAUAUCAUUUGGGCACUAAAUGUAAGAAGCAAAGCGCUUUUAGAAAGCAAUUAAAAUGCAGAUCUCUUUUCAUGGCUAUUAUGAAUGUAGCAGAAGAGCUGUUUUGCAAAGGUUUUUAUUAUGUAAUGCUUGCAUCCAGUUUCAGUUCCUUUUGAAUGUCAAAAGAUCUAAUAUUCACACUUGGAUUAUGGAGAUCAUUGGAGGAAACUUUAUAUGGGCAAUAGCUAAUUAGUUUUAAGCCACAACAGAGACAAAUUUUGUCUGAAUGUAUUUAAAGCAACUGCAUUCUAAGGCUAGCCACUACAGUUAUAAAUGAAAACGGGGGCUGUACAAAUAGAAAAGGAUGAUAACUGUUUAUUCCCAAGGCAUUGCAUAUCAUUUCCCUUGGGAAUUUGGAAUAUGUUGCCCUUUUCUGCCUUAAGAAGAUCACUUCUGGCCUACAAAAUUAUCCUUGAAGACUUCUGCCUGCUUAACAAUCCUCUCAGUCUUCUCUUAAGAACAGCAUUUUAAAAAGUUUAUAGUGGUCAUUGCUUUGAAAGAUAAAUCGUAACAACGAAGAAAGUUAAAACAUUUGGACAAGAGAAUAUUUCUGGCUUUGUUGGUUUAACAGCAUCAUUAUUACAUGCUUUCAUUUGGCUUCGACGUGACACCAAACUUCAUUAGCAAGUCAGUAUAAAUCAUUAUUAUGCCAUAUGGUUAACUGGAAACAGCAUAUUAAACAAUUCCUGAUUA